Molecule: messenger RNA, 2007 nt
Organism: Aquila chrysaetos chrysaetos
Lineage: Eukaryota; Metazoa; Chordata; Aves; Accipitriformes; Accipitridae
Exons: 5
Coding region: 1-924 (307 amino acids)
Source: RefSeq, a predicted model, not a curated record
AUGUCGGCUGCAGCUGGCCACCGCUUCCUCCCCGCGCCCGCCGGGCAGCGCUCCCCUCACGGCCGCCGCCAAGGGGCCGGCUCCCGCCGCACCGCCCCCUCCCGCCCGCCCAGUCGGGACGGCACCGGCGGCCGCCCCCCCGCCGGCCUGCGCGGCCCUCCCCGCCGCUCCCCGCCAACGGGGCCUUGGGCCCUCAGCCGCCCCGCGCUUUCCUGGUGCCGCGGGCAGCGCCCGGGGGCGCGGGGCGGGAGCCGCUCCCCUCGGACACGCACCGGCCCGCAGAGCCCCGGGCGCGCCCCUUUCCCCUCAGAGACGGGCCCGGUUUGGGGGGGGGGACGACUUAUCCCCUCCGUGAGGCAGCGACGCCCCCCGCCUCGCCGCGGCCGCUCCUCGCCGGUGAGCCCUUCCCAGCUGGCUGCCCACAAAGCACUCGACUCCAGCGGCCCUUCCUUCAGCGGCACUUCUUACCCAGCAGCGAGCCCCUUAUACUCUGAAGACGGCGCCAUUCGCUUUCCUUCACUGGCUCGAAGGACAGUGAAGUGGGACCGAAGAAGGCAUCUGACUUGUGAAAACCCUCCUUUGCCUGGCUGCUUAGACUGGGAGGCACCGAGUUCAUCACUUUGCUACAGCCUCAAACUUCUUCUUACAAGCCAGAAACGCGGGCAGGGCUCUUGGAGAGGUUAUCAUCUUCCUAACCUCAGCCAGGCUGCAAACCAGCCCGCAACCCACCUGCUUCCCCUAAACGAGCAGCGUGCUUCAUUAACCACAGAAACUUCAGCAACGCCCAGUCACUGCCUUGAUUUUCCCAGUGAGGCAAGGCAUGGCAGCAAUGAUGUAGCAUUGUUCAUGGGUGGAUGUCUCUGUCUUCGAGAGAACAGAGCUAAAGCCGGGAGCCCACCACUUCUGUGCCGCUCAGCAUUCUAGAAGAGGAUGAACAUAUAGAGUUUUGGGGCUGAGGUCUUAUUUAAAUUAUAUAUGAGGCUGAAUAAUUAACACCCCAUUUAUAGUAAUAAAGGAUGCUCCCAGUGCCUACAGAUACUGCUUUACUUAGCAAAAGCAGCCAAAUCUACUGGACUGUGGUGUUGGAGGACUUUAUAUAUAGCAAAUAGUAACUGUCUUUAAUUAGCUUUAUUUACACAAUAGAUGUCAAUGUUGAACUCUCUAAAUUAAAAGGGCAGAACGUCCUUAUUGGGAAAUGUGAUUUUUGAAGCCUAACAACUUAAAAACAGCAGGAGGGUUUUUGCUCAGACUGCCUGGGGAGAAAAAUCACCUUUGGCUCAACAAAACAGGAAGAAUUUCAAGCCCACAGCAGAAGUUUUUCAAGAAACUAAUGAAAAUGGAGGAUUAUAGUUUAAACUGUUUUGCAAUCACUGGCCUGAAUCCUGCAGACACUUUUUACAUGCACUUAACUUUAUAUACGUGGUUAGUUUUGCUGACCUGCAUGGGAUUAUUUACACAUGUAGAUAUAAGUACAUGCCUGAAUGUUUACAGAGCGGAAUUUAAACUGUAGCAUUUGUUACUGAAAAAAUGACAUUAUGUCAAGAUCUCCAUAAUUGGCUCAUUGAGAUUCUUUAUGUUAGGGAAAAAAAAGCUGAGAAAUUCAGGAAUUAGGAUUCCUGAGGUGGUCUCAGAUCUGCUCCCUCAUGUGAAUAGGAUCUUUUGUUGUGCCGGAUCACAGCAUUGGGCCACAAAACUUAUUUAGCAGCUAUUUAAAAAAAACCCCACCUUUAUAUAGUUUGAAUCUACUGCUCAUAGGAGGAUAUUGUCUGCAUUUCUUUCUACUCUCUAAUGUAGAUCAAAGCUGAAAAAGUAACUGAGAAUGAAAGGUUUCCCCUCAUCAAUGGGAAGCAAGUAAUUGGAAAAAAACCAUUUUUUAAUAAUUUUUCUAAAAUUUAUUUUAUUUUUUAAUUUAUUUUUUUUUUAAUAUCAUGGGAGUACAUUCUACCUGCCAUGAAGUGACUUGUUGAAACCCCCUGAAACAGGAAUAAAUCACCUCUGCAAACUGUA